This is a messenger RNA of Daldinia decipiens, 4005 nucleotides long. Its product is annotated as phospholipid-translocating P-type ATPase. The record is from RefSeq and is a predicted model, not a curated record. NCBI's taxonomy places the organism in Eukaryota, Fungi, Ascomycota, Sordariomycetes, Xylariales, Hypoxylaceae. Gene Ontology annotation, molecular function: ATPase-coupled intramembrane lipid carrier activity; ATP hydrolysis activity; ATP binding. The transcript is spliced from 3 exons. The coding region runs from base 1 to 4005 and encodes 1334 amino acids. Gene Ontology annotation, biological process: endocytic recycling; phospholipid translocation; post-Golgi vesicle-mediated transport. Gene Ontology annotation, cellular component: plasma membrane.
AUGGCUGGCAGGGCGCCUCCCAGAGGCACCUCCAACUCUAGGAAUGAUCUUUUACUAGACCUCGACGAACAACCUCCUUAUGAUGGAUCGAGGCAACCUAUACAUGAUGACCAUUCAGCUAGACCAUCCGUAUCCUACGACGACUUUGUCGGCGGGAGCCAAACCACCCAUCCCGUUGUAAAAAACCCUCCUCCGGGCGCCGGCGCUUCGGGUCCUCGACCGCCCUACCUAGCAGAUGCCGACAGGCAAUACAGCCAAACGUCUGGUCUAAGCAAUUACCAACGAUACGCAGACGAUUUCGACGACUAUCCCGAUGACGGCCAAUCGUACUAUCAGCACGGAGGAGCGACGAACGCUACCGGCGACUCGUCGAGUCGUGCCAAUGCGCGGAAUCGCAAUAGUGUACUCGGGUUAGGAGGUGGGUUCCUGGGCAAGGCAAAGAACAUGUUCGGGAUGGGUCAAAAAGGGUACUCGGAGAUGGAUUUACCUCUUACGGAACCAGGGCAUGGCCGACUGGAUUCGGGUCAUGAACAGCCGAAACAAAAGAAGAAAUUUGACUUUCGGUUCGGGCUUGGUGGAAGUAAACCAGAUCCGUCAACGCUCGGUCCCCGGAUCAUUCACUUGAACAACCCGCCGGCGAACGCCGUGAACAAAUACGUUGACAACCACGUCUCCACCGCCAAAUACAACGUCGCAACGUUCCUACCCAAGUUCCUGAUCGAGCAGUUCUCUAAAUUCGCCAACAUAUUCUUCUUAUUUACAGCUGCCCUGCAACAAAUCCCGAAUUUGUCACCGACGAAUCGUUAUACUACUAUUGGUCCUCUCGUGGUCGUGUUGUUGGUAUCCGCAGGCAAGGAGUUAGUUGAGGAUUACAGAAGGAAGCAGGCCGAUAGAGCGCUGAACAACUCGAAGGCUAGGAUCCUGCGAGGCUCGACUUUCGAAGAGACAAAAUGGAUCAACGUUUCCGUGGGAGACAUAGUACGAGUAGAAUCAGAGGAGCCUUUCCCCGCCGACAUCGUCUUGCUUGCAAGUUCCGAGCCGGAGGGCUUGUGUUACAUCGAAACUGCGAAUCUGGACGGCGAGACUAAUCUAAAGAUCAAGCAGGCGCUUCCGGAGACGUCAACUAUAGUCAGCCCGGCGGAGUUAAGUAGGUUAGGGGGCAGAAUUCGUUCCGAACAACCCAAUAGUAGUUUAUACACGUACGAGGCUACCUUGACUAUGCAAGCUGGUGGCGGAGAAAAGGAAUUGUCUCUCAAUCCGGAACAGCUUUUACUGCGAGGUGCUACUCUUAGAAACACCCCUUGGAUUCACGGGAUAGUGGUCUUUACGGGACACGAGACGAAGCUUAUGCGCAAUGCUACCGCGACUCCAAUUAAGAGGACCAAAGUUGAACGUCAACUUAACACGCUGGUCCUCGCGUUGAUCGGUAUACUUCUUGUUCUUAGUAUUAUAUGUACCGUGGGAGAAUUAGUUUUCCGGUCCGUUCGGAGAGACACAAUUGCCUAUCUAGAGCUGGACGCCCUUACUGAGCCCGGAGAGAUAGUGCAGGCGAUAUUCAAGGACCUCGUCACAUACUGGGUGUUGUUCUCUUCGCUGGUCCCAAUCUCGCUGUUCGUGACUGUCGAGAUGGUCAAGUAUUGGCAUGGCAUUCUGAUUAACGACGAUCUUGAUAUUUACUACGACAAGACAGACACGCCUGCUAACUGCCGGACAUCCUCCUUAGUUGAGGAGCUCGGCAUGGUCGGUUUCGUCUUUUCAGACAAGACGGGAACACUAACCUGCAACAUGAUGGAGUUUAAACAAUGCACAAUCAGCGGAAUACAAUACGCGGACGAGGUACCGGAGGACCGAAGGGCCACAGUACAAGACGGCAUGGAAGUUGGAAUUCACGAUUUUAAGCAAGUGCGUGAGAAUAUAAAAUCACAUCAGAGCGCCGAAGCGAUUCAUCAUUUCUUGGCCCUUCUCUCGACCUGCCAUACCGUUAUUCCGGAGCGAGACGAAUCAAAAGGCGGCAAGAUCAAGUACCAGGCUGCAUCGCCCGAUGAGGGUGCGUUAGUCCAAGGUGCUUUGACCCUGGGUUAUACGUUUGUUGCUCGCAAGCCACGAUCGGUAAUUAUCGAAGUCGAAGGCAAAGAGUACGAGUACGAACUUUUGGCUGUCUGUGAAUUUAAUUCCACAAGAAAGCGAAUGUCUACUAUAUACCGGUGUCCCGAUGGGAAAAUCCGGGUAUACUGUAAAGGUGCUGAUACGGUCAUCCUGGAACGUUUGAACGAAGACAACCCCCAUGUUGAGCAAACCCUGGUCCAUCUUGAGGAAUAUGCUUCCGAAGGCCUUCGGACUCUUUGCCUAGCAAUGCGUGAGGUCCCCGAACAAGAGUUCCAGGAGUGGUAUAAGAUCUUCGAUAAGGCUCAAACCACCGUCGGUGGCAACCGAUCCGAUGAACUAGAUAAAGCGGCCGAGAUACUCGAGCACAGCUUUUACUUACUAGGCGCGACUGCUAUUGAGGAUCGUCUUCAGGACGGCGUACCAGAGACGAUUCAUACGCUGCAACAAGCGAACAUCAAAGUUUGGGUUUUGACUGGAGAUCGACAGGAGACGGCUAUCAAUAUCGGCAUGAGUUCUAAGCUGCUAAGCGAAGACAUGAUGCUCCUGAUUGUUAAUGAAGAAGACUCCCCAUCAACUCGCGACAAUAUUCAAAAGAAGCUGGAUGCCAUUCGGAACAAUACGGAUGGGUCGGUCGAAAUGGAUGCUUUGGCUCUUGUUAUCGAUGGCAAGUCCCUUACUUUCGCUCUGGAGCCAGAUAUGGAGAAGAUGUUCUACGACCUAGCUGUGAUGUGCAAGGCAGUUAUCUGCUGUCGUGUUUCGCCGUUACAAAAGGCUUUAGUUGUGAAGAUGGUUAAGAAGUUCUCGCCGGAGAUCCUCCUCGCUAUUGGCGACGGAGCUAACGACGUGUCCAUGAUCCAAGCCGCUCAUAUCGGAGUUGGUAUUUCGGGUGUCGAAGGUCUUCAGGCCGCACGAUCAGCCGAUAUUUCAAUCGCCCAAUUCCGGUUCUUGCGCAAACUAACGCUCGUCCACGGCGCUUGGAGCUAUCAACGUAUCAGCAAAACCAUCCUAUUUUCAUUCUACAAAAACAUUACUCUAUAUAUGACACAAUUCUGGUACACAUUCCAAAACGUCUUCUCUGGGGCUAUUAUCUACGAAUCUUGGACACUGUCCUUCUACAACGUCUUCUAUACCGUUCUACCCCCUCUUGUCAUGGGUAUUCUAGAUCAGUACAUUUCUGCCCGACUACUCGACCGUUACCCACAACUAUAUACUCUAGGACAACAAAACCAAUUCUUUAAAGUCAGCACGUUUUUCGCGUGGAUCGCAAAUGCCGUAUACCACUCUCUCAUCUUAUACAUAUUCUCCGAACUUAUUUGGUACAGCGAUCUAAUCCUGGGCGAUGGCACUAUGGCGGGCCACUGGGUUUGGGGUACGGCUUUGUAUGCGGCUACUCUUGCCACUGUUCUCGGAAAAGCGGCGUUGGUGACUAGUAACUGGACCAAGUACCACAUCAUGGCCAUCCCAGGCAGUAUGGUGAUUUGGUAUGGGUUUAUUGUCGUCUAUGGAAUUGUAGGUCCAAAGCUUGGAAUCUCGAAGGAAUACGACGGUUUGGUACCAAAACUCUUCGCGAAUCCUGUCUUCUGGCUACAAACCCUCGCUCUGCCCCUCCUCUGUCUUCUGCGAGAUUUCGCCUGGAAAUACGCGAAGAGGAUGUAUUACCCACAGACGUACCACCACAUACAGGAGAUUCAGAAGUACAAUAUCCAGGAUUACCGUCCAAGGAUGGAGCAAUUCCAGAAGGCGAUCAGGAAGGUUCGGCAGGUUCAGCGAAUGAGAAAACAGCGCGGCUACGCUUUCUCGCAAGCGGACGAAAGUCAAACCCGCGUCCUCAAUGCUUACGAUACGACAAGGCACAGGGGGAGGUACGGCGAGAUGCCGACAUCGACGCCAGGCAGGUAG